AUGUCGACGUACCGCGAGUUGUUGGAGAUCGAGGUAUACACACAGCACUGGUACCGUAAAGCGGGGCAGACAGCCUCGCGGUUUCCUGCCACACAGCUCCUCACUGGUGGGAUGCUCUUGCCUUUCAAUAUGCGGCAUCCCAUCGCGCUUUCCCGCCACGACAGAAACAGCGGCGCACUUGCCUUUUGUGAUUUGGUUGCAUAUGUCUUGUAUAUAUCGCGAUUUGUUUGGAUAUAUUUGGCCGCUUCGAUGCGUCUCCUCUACCGCCAUGCGGCCUGGGCUGUCGGCGCUCCCCUCCUCUCCUAUGCAGCCGUCAUCAUGAUAGGCGUCACCCCCUUUGUGCAGCGACAUAUCCUAUACGCUCACAAAUUAUAUCAAUGGUGGCAGAACUCUGAUUUACCCCAGAACUGGGGCUUCGCUCGGAACCAAGUCACCUCGUUCCACCUUCCGACGGAAGAUGGCGAGUCAAUUCACGCUUGGCACGUCCUGCCUCUCCCCGCGUAUCGCCAGCACCACGAGGUCCUCGAGAUGCAGCCGACCGGUCACUGCGACGACGUCACAACUUCGGAAUCGCUUCGUAUCCUCAAGAAUGACCCCUCGGCCAAGCUGAUCGUUUACCUGACUGCUACUAUUCAGAUCAAUGCUAACACGUAUUAG
Molecule: messenger RNA, 657 nt
Organism: Sporothrix schenckii 1099-18
Lineage: Eukaryota; Fungi; Ascomycota; Sordariomycetes; Ophiostomatales; Ophiostomataceae
Exons: 5
Coding region: 1-657 (218 amino acids)
Source: RefSeq, a predicted model, not a curated record